Phragmites australis (common reed) is the source of this 1724-nucleotide messenger RNA. RefSeq names its product serine/threonine-protein kinase UCNL-like. The transcript has a single exon. The record is from RefSeq and is a predicted model, not a curated record. Gene Ontology annotation, cellular component: nucleus; plasma membrane; cytoplasm. Gene Ontology annotation, biological process: protein phosphorylation. Bases 55 to 1356 code for a protein of 433 amino acids. Gene Ontology annotation, molecular function: ATP binding; protein serine/threonine kinase activity. NCBI's taxonomy places the organism in Eukaryota, Viridiplantae, Streptophyta, Magnoliopsida, Poales, Poaceae.
CUCGCUCUAGCCCGGCCACUACAUCGCGAGCUCGUGCAGGUGCCAGUGCCGCCCAUGGAGAUUGACCUGGACGCCGUGCGCGCGGUACGCGUGCUGGGCCGCGGCGCCAUGGGCACGGUCUUCCUCGUCGUGGACGGCGGCGGCGAGGCCUACGCGCUCAAGGUCUUCGACAAGCGCUCCCCCGCGGCGGUGUCCAGGCGGCCGCCCGCGGGCGACGCCACGCGCCGCGCGCGGUGGGAGGUGUCCGUGCUGUCCCGCCUUGCGCACCCGCACCUGCCGUCCCUGCUCGGCUGCGCCGAGACGCCCGACAUGCUGGCGUGGGCCGUGCCCUACUGCCCCGGCGGCGACCUCAACGAGCUCCGCCACGCGCAGCCCGACCGUGUGUUCUCCCCCGCGGCCAUCAGGUUCUACGUCGCCGAGGUUGUCUCCGCGCUCGCCGAGCUCCACGCCGCCGGGAUCGCGUACCGCGACCUCAAGCCCGAGAACGUCCUCCUCCGCACCGACGGCCACGUCACGUUGACCGACUUUGACCUCUCCCGCCUCCUCCCGCCCAAGUCCCCUUCCGCGUCCACGUCUACCUCGUCGUCGGGCUCGGCGACGUCGUCGCCGCCACCUCAGCUCCAGAGCCACGGCCGGAGCCAGUACCACCACCUGAAGCGCAUCUUCAAGAGGAGCGAGUCCUCGGUGGCCGCGACAACGUCCGGACAGGAGGAGCGGCACAACCAAGCCUGGUACCUGAACAGAAGCGACGGCGGGGUCGACCAGGUCAAGAAGACGAAGUCGGCGAGGGUGUUGCCGAUGGACCGCGGCAAGAAGCGCGCGAGCUUCUGCUCUGCCGCGACCGUCAGCGCGGGCGAGAGGUCGUUCUCGUUCGUGGGCACGGAGGAGUACGUGGCGCCGGAGGUGGUGCGGGGCGAUGGGCACGAGUUUGCCGUCGACUGGUGGGCGCUCGGGGUGCUCGUCUACGAGAUGGCAUACGGGAAGACGCCGUUCCGGGGCCGGAGCCGGAAGGAGACGUUCCGGAACGUGCUGCUCCGGGAGCCGGAGUUCUCCGCGGACGCGCGGCGGCGGUGGCCGGAGCUCAACGACCUCAUCUCACGUCUGCUGAAAAAAGAUCCCGGAAGGCGGCUGGGCUUCUCCGGCGGCGCUGACGAGGUCCGGUCCCACCCGUUCUUCGCCGGGGUGGCGUGGGACUUGCUCGGGGAGGUGUCCCGGCCGCCCUACAUCCCCCCGCUGGCCGAUGACAUUGUCGCCUUCGAGGGAUUCAGCUUGGUAGACUACUUUAAUAAGCUUCACCAGCCUCCACCGUCGCCGGCGGAGCAUUCGCCAGAGGCAGAGCUCUUGCCAGAGUUCUGAUGUCGGCUGUUUCACUCGAGAUUUGUUCUCCCUGUUAUUCCAUUUUGCACCCUCAAAAGGCACUAUGUAUGGUAACGAGGGGUGUAAAUGGGGGAUUCCAUUUAACGAAUAGCGGUAUCUGCGAACACUAUUUUGCCGGAGGAUAACUGAGCCAGUUCCAAGCAAACAUCGAAGGAGCCACAGCCAUGUGAGCUGCUUGAUUAAGUGUAUACAACUUGUAACUCCAAGAAAAUACACAAGAGCUGACAUUUAGCCUCCUUGUAUGACGCGCCUAAACGAAGUCUUAUCUAGAUAUCUUUGACUACCCUAAGACAGUAUUACAAAGCUCUUAGAAUGUUGCCAAGUAGAAAGCACUCAAGUACCAUUUC